AUGAUGUCUAAAUGUAAAUCCUGUUAGGAUGUAGGAUAUUUAACUUGCCCUUUAUGUUAAUAAUUUACUUAUUGCUCCAAGAAAUGCAGAGAUUAUGAUUGGUAAUUCUUUAAUUCCUAAUCAAGAGGGCUGUUUCUCAUAAAUUUGAAUGUAAAUCAUAAUUUCCUAAACGAACAGCCUCUGACUUUGAAAUUAUAAAUUAAGGAUCUUUAGGGAGAGGAAGUUUCGGCUGUGUAAAAUUGGCACGUGAUAGAUAAACAGGUUUGCUAUAUGCAAUGAAAAUUGUAAUUUUUAAAGUAAAGUAGAUUGAAAAAUAAGGAGUUUCAAUUGAAAAUUUGAAGAGAGAAAUAAGAAUAUAGAAAAAGCUUUAACAUCCUCAUGUUAUUUAAUUAUUUGAAUUUUUUGAAGAUGAUCAAAAUUUUUAUUUGAUUUUAGAAUAUGCAGGUAUUACAACAAUUUUAAGAAUAGAGAAUGGAUCAUUAUUUGGUUAUUUAAGAAAGAGAAAGAUUUUAAAUGAGAAUGAAGCUUUUGUUUAUUUCUUUUAAACAUGUUUGGGAAUAGACUACCUUCAUAAGAAAUAAAUAAUUCAUAGAGAUCUAAAGCCUGAAAAUUUAUUGUUAGAUAAGGAUGGAAAUAUAAAAAUUUGUGACUUUGGAUGGUCAGCUGAAAUGAUGAUCACAUAAACUAGAAAUACGUUUUGUGGUACCAUUGAUUAUAUGACACCUGAGAUGUUAGAGGAUAAACCUCAUGAUUAAACACUUGAUAUGUGGUGUCUAGGAGUAUUACUCUAUGAACUAAUUCAUGGAACAGCUCCUUUUAAAGGUCGUAAUGAUUUUGAGAAAUGUUAAAAUAUUUUAAAAUAAUAGGAUUUCGAAAUAGUUGCUAGCGAUCAAGUAUAUUUGCCUUUUAUUAAUACUAGGCCAAAGAUCUCAUUUUAGGAUUGAUGAAAAGAGACUCAAAAUAAAGACUUACGAUGGAAUCAGUUUUUUAACAUCCUUGGCUGGAGAAAAUGGCUAAAGAAUACAAUGUAGAAAUUAAAGAAUAUAUUUUUGAAGAGAAAAAGAACUUAGAUUAGCUAAGUAGCAGUUUAAAACUCGAUACUAAAUUUUCUAAUACUAAUUCUACUACUACAAGAUUUUCAGGAUCGAAUAUUAAGAAAGAAUGCAUCUCUAUUGCUUUUUCUAUGUAUUCAGAACAAAUGUAAACUCCUAUUCAAAAUAGAAUUUCUAGAAGAACAGAUCAUUCAGUAUAAAAAGAAGGAGGUUUCUUUGAAACUUUAUUUAAAAAUUUAGGUUGCACUAGACGUAAUUGA
Paramecium sonneborni is the source of this 1312-nucleotide messenger RNA. The record is from the annotation of a GenBank genome assembly. NCBI's taxonomy places the organism in Eukaryota, Ciliophora, Oligohymenophorea, Peniculida, Parameciidae.